Molecule: messenger RNA, 2331 nt
Organism: Zingiber officinale
Lineage: Eukaryota; Viridiplantae; Streptophyta; Magnoliopsida; Zingiberales; Zingiberaceae
Exons: 5
Coding region: 1-2331 (776 amino acids)
Molecular function (GO): protein dimerization activity; DNA binding
Source: RefSeq, a predicted model, not a curated record
AUGUCUUCGUCCGCUCCUCCUGUGAAGAAAACCAGAAAAAAUGCUCCUGGUGCUCGUUUGGAUCCAGCAUGGAAACAUGGCAAGGAAAUUGAUGCUGCAGCAAAGAAGGUUCAAUGUAAGUAUUGUAAUGUCAUUCGUGCUGGAGGGAUUUAUCGAUUAAAGCACCACUUGGCUUGCACACGUAAAGAUGUUGAACCAUGUCCUCAAGUCUCAGAUGAGGUUAGGAAAGAAAUGCUUGAGUUGAUAAGAUGUAAGAGUGAAGAUUCUUCAAAAAGAACUAAAAGAAAGUUUAGUUCUUCAUUGGAAUCAAUAGAUGGAGAUGAAGUUGAACAAUUUGGUUCCAUGGAUGAAUUUGUUACUAAAAAAAUAGGGGGAUUGAAGGGAAAACAAACAACUCUAAAUGGGAAGUGGAAAAAACAUGAGAGGAAUGAAGUUUGUCAAACUAUAGCUCGAUGGUUUUAUACCAGUGCUAUUCCAUUUAAUGCAGUGAAUAAUCCUUUCUUUUCUAAAAUGGUUGAACAAAUAGGAGAAUUUGGGAGAGGAUUAAAACUACCUUCAUAUUAUGAGAUAAGAGACACCUUUUUGAAGAGAGAAGUGGUUGAAACCUUGAAUGUUAUUCAAAAAUAUAAGGAAGAAUGGUCAAAAACUGGUUGCACUAUUAUGUCAGAUGGCUGGACUGAUCAAAGAAAGAGAACAAUGUGUAAUUUUCUUGUUAAUAGUCCAUCUGGAACUGUGUUCUUAAGUUCAGUAGAAACAACUGAUAUUUCAAAAACUGCUGAUAAAAUAUUUGAAAUGUUGGAUGAUGUUGUUGAAAAGGUAGGGGAGGAAAAUGUUGUGCAAAUUGUUUCAGAUAAUGCUGCUAAUUACAAAGCAGCUGGGAAAUUGUUAAUGGAGAAAAGGAAAAAUUUGUUUUGGACUCCUUGUGCUGCCCACUGCUUGGAUUUGAUGUUAGAGGAUUUUAACAAGCAUGAUCCAAUGCAAAAGGAAACAAUAGCAAGAGCUAAAUUGGUGGUCUCCUAUAUUUACUCUUGGGGUACAGUUGUUAAUUGGAUGAAAGAGUUCACAAAAGGCAAGGAGUUGGUUAGACCCGGUGUUACUCGUUUUGCCACGUCAUAUUUAACUAUGAGACGCCUUCUUGAAUUGAAAGGUGAGCUAAUUGCUUUUUUUGCAUCUGAAAAAUGGAGAGGCAGCUCACAUGCUAAGAAGAAAAAAGGACAAGAAAUCUGCAACAUCAUUUUUGACACUCAAAAUUUUUGGCCAAAUGUUGAAUUGUGCUUAAAGAUUGCAUCACCACUUAUAAAGGUUCUGAGAAUGGUUGAUUCUGAUGAUAAGCCAGCUAUGGGUUUUCUCUACAAAGCAAUAGAACAUGCAAAAGAGGAGAUUAAGGCAAAUUUAAGGAGUGCUAAAAAGAGAUAUGAGCCCGUUUAUGCUGUUAUUGAUAAGAGAUGGGAAAGCAUGCUUAGUCAGCCAUUACAUGCUGCAGGCUAUUAUUUGAAUCCUCAAUAUCAUUAUAGUCAAACUUUUCAAAUAGAUGUGAAUGUCAAGCGUGGACUUUAUGAAUGUAUGGCCAGAAUUGUUCCUAAUGUUACUGAUCGAGAUAAAAUUGACCAACAAUUGGACAGAUUCAGAAUGGAAAAAGGAUUAUUUGGCAUUGAAAAUGCUAUUCGAUCAAGGAACACAAAAUCACCAGCUGAUUGGUGGCAUUCUUUUGGGGAUGAUUGUCCGGAGUUGCAAAGAUUUUCUAUUAGAGUUUUAAGUUUGACAUGCAGCUCUUCAGGAUGUGAACGGAAUUGGAGUACAUUUGAAAUGGUACAUUCAAAAAGGAGGAACCGUUUAGCGCAAAAAAGGAUGAAUGAUUUGGUUUUUGUGAUGUAUAACUUGAGAUUAAGAGAAAGAGAGAGGGAAAGAGAAAAACAAAAGAUGAUGAAUGUUGAAAAAGAUCCAUUUGAAAAUUUUCCUUCUGAUGAUGAAUGGAUAACAGAGAUAGAAGAUCCUGUAUUACCAAAAGACAAUGAAUGGUUGAGAAUUUUAGAUGAAAAUCAAAAUCAUGACACUACAGAUGAGGAGGAAAAUGAUGAGGUUGAAGUCAUUGCAUCACAUAUAAUGAGGACUAUUGAUGAAACACCUAGUGAAUCUCGUGGAAAGAGAAAACAAGUCAAUCAAAUGCACAACUUUCACUUAGUUAAUGAAGAAGAGAAUGUAGAUGGUUUAAAUGUGAUCAAUGAAGAUGUUGUUCAAAUGCCAAAAGUGGAUGAAUCUGUUAAAAUUGUUGGCCACAAUGAAGAUUAUGGAUUUGGAGAUAUUUGCUAUGGAUUUGAGAAUGACUUCUAA